CAGCGCGCGCCGCUGCGUUUCAGUCUGCAAACGACCAGCGCGAGUGUCGUGUCGUGACAAGCACAGUCUUCUUUCUUAAAAAAAAAAAAGAUAAAAAAUAUAUAUAUCUAUACGUGUACAUAUAUUGACGUGAAUACCUACAUAUAAGCUUAUACGGCCGUAUAUACACAGGAGCGAUGAGUCGCUCGUUUUAUAAUACUCGGCAGAGCGAAGGGAUCUCGCAAACGUGCGAACGUCUUUCCGUCACGUAGCUUUGCGUGUCCGCGGAAAGUAAAGAAAAGUAUAAGAGCGAGUGGAAAGAAUAAGAAUAGCGCAAGGAGGUGAAUAGAAGGAAGAAGAAAAGUAAAAAAAAAAGAUUAAGACAAAUACUUGAAGGAAGUACGAACAGAGACGGGGUUAACACGCACACAACAGGUAUCGGCUGGCUCCCAUCGAUGCACCAUAAAAGCGAAGAGAAGAUAAGGGACAAGUUAGAAGAAUAAAAGGGACGAGAAUCAUCCGGCAAAACGAGACGUCAAUGCGCGGAUCGCAAACAAUGCGGGAUGAAAGAAAAUGUUGAAAAAAUAAAAAAUAAAAAUAAAAUAAUGCAAGAAACUCUUAGACCGUGAGUUUCGAUCGCUUACUAUGAGUGCUAAGGAAAGUGCAGGAAGAUCGAUCGAGAGCAAAAGUGGUAUACGGUAUAAGAGUGGUGAUUAGGCGUAAAGCGGAAGGGACAAAUAAUGCGGGAUUAAUUAAUUUCAGUGCCGUACAAUUUGAUAGGAGAGAACAGACGUAUUUUUUACUUCCCUAUCGUUUCCACCCUGAGGUUUUGUUCUGAGGGUUGUGCGUUCGUGUGAUUUUUUUUUUUUUCUUACGUUCAACCAAGACGGACUGCACGGCUGGCUUCACUACUAGGCCCGCCUAAACACACUCGGAAACUACUAGCUAAACCAUACCAGCCGUAGAUGCCGCAUUAUGUCCUGUUAACACUACUAGCAGGCUUCUCUACUACGUAGCACCUAUUGCCAGGAUUGCCAUUGGCUGAGUCUACUUGUACGUUGGUCAGUCAAGAGAAGGUUGCAUUAAAUUCAGGUGAUUCCAUUGACUGUUCUUGUAAUUGUCAUCGCCGGUCGUUAUCGUCAUAUUCAACAGUGGGAUCGAGCUCAUAAUGUGAAUAGCGCGUGUAACAGAUGCAGCGUACUCGCUCGAUACUCGCUGGUUAAAUAUCGUUUAAUAUACCCAGCGAGCUCGACGAGCCAGAGCAGCGUAGUAAAGUAAGAAUGAAAAUAAUAAACAUAUCGUGAAUUACUCAAAGAGCUAAAAUAAGCCGCGAGAGUUCGAAUGCAUCGUCAUUGAUCUCCGACAACAGCAAGCAACAACAAUUUUACGUAAAAUAAAAAAAGGCCAAGAGGAUAUCGAAAAACGAUGCCGUGCAACGGAGUCAAACAGGCGCGUCCGUCCGUUUCACCUUGGGCUGCACCGACGAACUUUUGUUGUUCCUCUUAGGGUCACACACAUUCCCGUUCUCGAAGCAAAUAAAUGCUUGCUCCUUGUCCGUUUGUGCCCUCGUGUGAUACCGAGUGUCUAGGGUGGCUGGGAGGAGGUUAGGAGGGUGGUGGGUGGUACGAGGGAGGUUAAUACUUUAGAAAAUUCACAUAGACAAAAUUUUGGCACUAUCGACUGGGUGAUACGAGGAAAAGUAAAGGGACGAUUACUCGUUAUCAAAAACCUGCCAGUGUUGUCUGCUAUCAGAAUAUUUGCUUCGGGUGAUAUACGAUUGUUAUAUGGUGGUUGUGCGCGUUUGUGCCGCGUAGUUGUGCGUUUGUGAAAAACGCUGAAAAAUUUUAUUGUAUACCAAGGUAUAUCUUGUUUCACGGUAUAUUUAAACAUUUUCAUGACACUGAUUGUACGUUUUUCGGCAUUUACUUUCCUCUUGGAUUUUACUCGUGAGGAUUUAUUCAAACGAGGAAACUCGUCUGGAUGACUGUUGUGUGAUAGUUUUACGAGAUUAAUCAUUCUGAUAAGGAGUGGUUCCGUGUGAUAUCGUGGUGGUGGGGGGAUAAAGGAUAACACAAAGGAAAAAUCAAGGGCAGUGCAGGAGGCAGCUUUUAUAUACACGGUGGACAUGAUUAUUUCAAAGGAUUUAUUCCUCCUUGGCGACCAAGAUUAUCUGCGCCUUCCCAGCAACGAGAAGCGCCAGCAACGGGCAAUGGGCAGACCGAUCAUCAAUGCUCCCAGAGUGGAAAGCUCGGCGCUGCAGUUGGUGUGUCCGCUGGAGUCUCGCCCUGUGCAGCUGGUCUUCCGGGGAUUGCAAGUGGUCAAGGAGAAGAGGGCGCUUCUUCGUGACGUUUCCGGCGUCGUGAAACCUGGCGAACUGUUGGCUGUAAUGGGCCCUUCGGGGUGCGGCAAAACAACCUUGCUCAACUGUUUAUCGGGACGAGUUGGUCUCGACGGCGGUGAAAUUUGGUUGAAUCGUGAAAGACUGACGAAAAGAUGGCGACGAAGAAUUUGCUACGUGCAACAGCAAGAUGUCUUCUUUCCCGAUCUCACGUUACGGCAAACCUUGGAGUACCAGGCUCGACUCAGGCUUCCGGACACACUUUCGCACUCGCAAAAGAUGCAGUGCGUGGACCACAUAAUAGAGGUUCUCGACCUCGCGGCCUGCCAAGACACCAUUAUUGGAGAUUAUACGAAGCGCGGCCUGUCUGGCGGUGAGAAGAAAAGAACCAGCAUAGCCUGCGAACUGUUAACGAAUCCCUCGCUGAUGCUGCUGGACGAACCAACUAGCGGUUUGGAUUCCCACUCAGCACAGGCACUUAUAUCUCGACUGAAGAAGUAUGCCGAACAGGAAGGCAAGACCAUCGUCGUGACUGUUCAUCAGCCCAGUUCAAGGAUGUUUCACAGUUUUAGUAAACUCCUGUUACUGAGCAGAGGACAGGUGGCAUAUUAUGGAUCGACGACCAAUAUUGGCAGGUUCUUUUCAACCAUUGGACUUACCUUACUGCCCCACUAUAACCCAGCGGACUUUAUACUGGAGCAAAUAAAAGGACCCGAAGACGUACGCGAGAGAAUUGUCGCAGCUGCGAGAGCAUCCCGACAGGGUCCCGACUGCCCCCCUGAACUCCGACCUGAGUACAAUCCAAGUCAGCAUCCGCUCUGCGAUCACCUGAUACAUUAUCACGAGCAUCACAUCGGCCACAACGGGAAGGAAGAAUGCAAGGAUAUCGCGAACGGAAGGAAGCUCGACAUGUGCGUGGUGAUAGAAACUCCCAACCACAACAACGCCACUCACGUGUACCCCGCCAUUGUCAAGGAAGACGAGGGACGCACGCUUUGGCUUGACACGCAAAGCCACGCAAGCAGCAGCGUAAGCUCUACGGACGACGACUAUUCCUGGCAGUGGCCCACGAGCUUUUGGUCUCAGUUUAAAGUAUUAUCAGAGAGAAAUUUCCAAGAGGCACGACCCAGAAUGCUAUCGCGAUUAAAUUGGUUGCAAACAAUUGCACUGGGUCUUCUAGCUGGUCUACUGUGGCUACGACUUCCCAGGACGGAAGCCGCGCUGCACGACAUACAGGGUUGGAUGUUCUUCAGUACCACAUACUGGAUGCUCUUCGCACAUUUUGGUGCCCUCUCCAGUUUCCCGCCAGAACGUGAGGUCAUCAACAAGGAACGAUUGUCAGGAUCGUAUAGACUAUCAGCUUAUUAUUUAGCUAAAAUGGUGGGAGAACUGCCAUUAACUAUAACAUUACCAGCCGUUUAUCAUAUUAUCAGUUAUCCAAUGCUGGGCUUCCAUAGUCCUGCGGUCUUCGUUACCCUCCUAGCAUUUUUAUUACUCAACACCAUUGUGGCCCAGAGUGUGGGCUUCUUCGUGGGAGCUUGCUGUCUGGAUCUGCAAGUUAGCAUAACAGCGUCAGCUCUCUAUACACUAGCUACACAAUUACUGGGUGGUUACUUGGCGACAGCAGUGCCACCCUGGUUGGCAUGGGCACGUUACGCCAGUAUGGUGCACUACGCCUAUCAGAAUAUGCAGAUACUGGAGUUUGGUGUGGGCGAGCCAAUCAGUUGUUCGCAACCGAGCAAAUUCGCGGAAUGCAAAAACGGCACGACGAUACCAGUUGCUGCGAUCCUGGAGGGUCAGGGUGGCGCCAGAGGUCCUGGCUUACCGCUGUGGGCGAACACAGCCGUCCUCUUGGCCUUCCUCGUCGUCUUCAGGACCCUGGGUUACCUCGUUCUACGUUAUUAUCGCGUGCCCAAGUGAGGCCGCCCGUCGUAGAAUUUCACUAGGAGGUCGUAAUUCCUAAUCGAUAAAUAAUCCUAUACGGGACGAGCGUGGCCGUUGUUGCUACAUUAGCAUGAAGAAUUUUGUACACGACUUUUCAUCGAUCUUCUUUUUUUUUAUAUAUACACACGCGUGCAUAUGUACGCAUUAUAUGUGCAUGCGUUAUUAUUCGUAUUCUUUUAUUAUUAUUCAUCAAUUCAUUCGUUCAUUCAUACGUUCAUUGACUAAUCAAUCGAUAAAUCCUCGAUCUAUCACGUUAAUCGAUAAAUCGAAUUGUCACAGGGUUCCCCGAGAUUUUCUGUACGCCCCUGAAUAUCUUGUUCGGGUGUAUCUACGUGCACCAUAUAGAGUGUCGAGCAUUGAUUUUACAGCCACGUACUAAAGGAUAUCGAAUUCCUAUUAUAUGAUUUGCCGGAUCCACGUGUUCUCGAUGCGCUCAAAGUGCAUUGCGUCGAUGCACAUUGCAUUCGCAUCUGAUCUACCGUGAGCGGUUUAUUACUGGGAAUCCUGGCUACCAAAUUACCAAUUAUAAAGUAAACGCGAGACUAAGAGACUUGGCGGUGAAGACUAUAUAUAGAGAUUUUAUACGAGGGUUGAGAGUGUGACGUGAAAAAUGCGAAAGAGCAACAGAGAGUGUGUGUGAGAGAGAGAGAGAGAGAGAGAGAGAGAGAGAGAGAGAGAGAGAGAGAGAGAGAUUGCUAGAAUAACAAAAGAGAGGGUAUGAGAGAAAUCUGCGAAUAGGAAUAAAAAUAGGAAACAUAUGCGUAACCGCGUGCGUACGUGAAUAGUGACGAAGAAAAAUGAAAAAAAAAAAUGAAAAAACUCAAAAGUGAAAAUAGAGGGAUAAUGGUGAUUCGUAAAAAUUGUUCUUUUCCGCGGAAAGAAGGGUGCGAGUGAACCGUCGGAAAAAAAGUCGUAUGCAAAGGAGUAUAAGAUAAGAAGGUUAGCGUUACGUUGAAACGAGUUGAAGAGUGUGACUUGAAGGGAGAAGAUAAAAAAAUAUAUAUACACGCUCGAAACACACACCACACACACAUACGCAAAGGCGAUUACCACAUGUUGACGCGCGCGGCCCCUUAUUGCGGGCACGUAUGAAAAAAAAAGAAAAAACGACUGAAAAAUUUGUACGGGCGAUGAACAUUUAUAUACGAGAAUAGAUUUUUUUAGCCAUUUUAAGCCUUUUAUCGUUACUAUUAAUUAUUAUUAUUAUCGAUUAAUUAUCGAUUAAUAUUAUUAUCCGCGCAUUAUUCUCUUCUACUUUAUUCUAUUUUAUUUUAUUAUAUGUGUAUCCUUAAUUACUAUUAUUAUUAUAUUAUCAUUACAUUACUGCUACGUUUUAUCAAUCAUUCUGUCGUUUAAUGUCGAUCCACGCGUCAUCCGAUGAACCCUGACCACGCCCUCACCCCCUGUCUAGUAGCCCCUACCCCAUUUAGAACCAAUCGUGACGCGAGCCUCGAGAUACUUUUUAUCUUUUUUCUAUUUCAUCUCAUUACACGUCCCUUCAGCUGUAGCUUUCUUAUUCUGCGUGUACACGGGGAAAAAUAUUAAUGAAAAAAUAAUGAAAUGAAAACAUUGUGCUGCCAAGAAACAAAAAAACACAUAAGAAAAUGAAUUAUCCAGUUAAUAACGCAGUCCGCGUGCGAGCACGAUGCACGCAAAGUACGUCACAUAACCUAACCAACGGGGAACGAUAAGUUUAGAAAUAAUUUUCGAAAAAAAAAAAAAAAUUGGUUUCACGUGUUUGACACCAAUUUGCAAAAAGGGACACGUAUACGGGGUGGUGCAGCGAAAGGUAUCCUCGUGGGUCUGGUAUGUUACCUACGGUGGCUACUGUUGACAGGGGCACCCGGUAUAUUACGUUACCUCUUUACGAGAGCCCGGAAGGAUAAAUGUUCGUUCGCGUUACGAAAAAGUUAAGUGCGAAAAAAUUGCAUAAGCACACACACAUACGCAUACACUCGCGCGCGCACGUGGACGACGUAUUAUAUGCAUGUGUCGUAAAAUAAGAUUACAUAGAUAUAUAAAAGUAAAAAAUAUAUAUAGAGAUAUAUAUAUAUAUAUAUAUAAUAUAGAUAUUAUGAGAGAGUAAGGGAAUGAGAUUUUGCGGGGAAAAAUGCCGAAAAAGUGAACGAGGCGAGUCGUGAUAGAUCAAUGAGGAAGUCUGGAACACAAAAGGGGAAAAUAGAUGGGAUCGGGGAUGGGCACCAUCGAAUGAAAAUUACAAGUUGAAUGGUUUUCCACUCGAAAAAGCAUUUGAAAAUACGUUUUAAAUACUUUUACGAAUGGAGAACCAUUCGACUUGUAAUUUUCAUUAGAAUGGUGCCCGUCCCUGGAUUGGAUGCAUAUUUAUCGAUCAAACGGAUAACAAGGAAUUUAUAAAGCGAGAGAAAGAUUGAGGAGAGAACGAGAGACACUUGACUAUUAUACCAUUAAAUGUGUUAUUAUGGUCCUUUUUCCUCUUCCGUGAUGAAACUUCAUGCGAAACCACGUCAAGCCCGGGUUUGUUAUAUCUGCGUAUAAAUACAUUAAUGAAGAAA
Messenger RNA from Cephus cinctus (wheat stem sawfly), 6795 nucleotides. RefSeq names its product ABC transporter G family member 27 (gene E23). Gene Ontology annotation, cellular component: plasma membrane. The record is from RefSeq and is a predicted model, not a curated record. Gene Ontology annotation, molecular function: ATP binding; ABC-type transporter activity; ATP hydrolysis activity. Bases 2105 to 4237 code for a protein of 710 amino acids. The transcript is spliced from 13 exons. Lineage: Eukaryota; Metazoa; Arthropoda; Insecta; Hymenoptera; Cephidae.